GAUUUCUCUCAAUUAAUUUAUUUUUUAAAAAUUAAAAUGGCAUAUAUUCGCCUUUUGUUUAUUCCUUUUUUAUUUUUAUCAAUUUAUUCAUUUCCUGCAUUGUCUGACAAAGAAGAAGUUCCAUUAAACACAGUUAAACGUACAAGAACUUCUUUUGAUGCAAAACACAUGGGAGAAGGGAAACAUGAUGUUGAAAUGGACCACAAAGCUGUUUUAGGGCCAGAUACUGAUGAGUAUAACGAUUUGCCGCCUGAAGAGUCGAAAAAACGUCUUCGCGUUCUUGCUCUCAAAAUGGACGUAGACAAGGAUGGCUUUAUCUCUCCGGAAGAACUUAAUGAAUGGGUACACAAUUCUCUAGUUAAUGUGGACUUGGAAGAGACAAAGGAACGGGACGAUUUUAUUACUUGGCCUGAAUAUACCCAAGAAGCUUUUGGAAUCAGUGCAGAAGAUGAGGCCAAAAAGGUUCUUUCAGAUUCUGAUGAUUUGAAGUUGCUUGAAGAGGAUCGUCGUUAUUUUGCGGCGGCAGAUUUAAAUGGAGACUUGAAAUUGAAUUUUGAAGAAUUUACGGCUUUUCAAAAUCCAGAGCAUGCCGAGCAUAUGCAUGAUAUUCUUAUUCAGAAUACUUUAAAUGAGAAAGAUGCAAAUAAAAAUGGAAAAAUUGAUUUGGCAGAAUUUUUGGGAGAUUUGACAAAUGAACAACCAAAAUCUGAAUGGUUUUUGAGUGAACAAUCACGCUUUCAAGAUGAAUAUGACAAAAAUAAGGAUGGAGUUUUAGAUGGAGAAGAAAUGCGUGCUUGGCUUGUUCCAGAUUUGAAACAAACGGCUAAACAAGAAGCAGAUCAUUUAAUUGAGUCGGCGGAUGAAAAUAAGGACGGAAAAUUAAGUAUUGACGAGGUAGUUAAUGCCUAUAAAAUAUUUGUUGGUUCUGAAGUUACUAAUUAUGGUGAACAUUUGCUUAGCGUUUCUCAUGAAGAAUUGUGA
Messenger RNA from Meloidogyne enterolobii, 981 nucleotides. NCBI's taxonomy places the organism in Eukaryota, Metazoa, Nematoda, Chromadorea, Rhabditida, Meloidogynidae. The record is from the annotation of a GenBank genome assembly.